AUGGCGCUCGGUGUGACAUCAGAAAUGGACAUUGCGUUUGCCCUCCUGGCUGGACUGGAAUUUUAUGUGAUGAUCCGGCAUGUCGCGCUAGAUUGUCCUCCUGGGUUCUAUGGAGCUGCUUGUCAGGAGCAGUGCGCAUGCGCUCACAUGGAACUUUGCCACCCAGAGACUGGAACAUGUCAGUGUGACCCAGGAUUCUUUGGGGCCCGCUGCGCCAAAGAGUGCCCCUCAGGGUACUUCGGAGCAGGGUGCAAGGAGAUGUGCAAAUGCCAAGUUGAUCACACUGAGAGGUGCCACCCUGAAAAUGGCGCAUGUCAUUGCAAGCCUGGCUACCAAGGAAAAUACUGCACAGAGAGUAAGUACCAGAAUUAUGCGUGGAAACUCUGCGGACCGAAUUGUUUUCAUAUGUGAUAAACAACGUUUGGAACAAGCAGAGAAACCUAAAACGUUUAUUGACUUUAAUUGCGUGAGCUGAAUAACUCUGGGAGAUGAAGAUUGCCCAUAGAAGGAAUGACGCCUUUUAAAAGUAAAUUUCGGGGCUUGCAUGUAAAAAUAUCUUCUGUUUGUUAAGAUGGUUUGUUGGCUUCAUUGUCUGUUUAAAUCAUUUUUUUGUUGUUGGAAAGUUUAUUUGCUUGGUUAUUUAGCUUUUUUGUUGUUAUCAAU
Orbicella faveolata is the source of this 663-nucleotide messenger RNA. RefSeq lists its product as uncharacterized. Gene Ontology annotation, biological process: heterophilic cell-cell adhesion. NCBI's taxonomy places the organism in Eukaryota, Metazoa, Cnidaria, Anthozoa, Scleractinia, Merulinidae. The record is from RefSeq and is a predicted model, not a curated record. Gene Ontology annotation, molecular function: calcium ion binding; scavenger receptor activity.